UGUCACGGGAUUCCCCGUUCCUGUUCUCAUAGUUAUGUCAUAUGCUUGCGGUUAUGCAUACGUCAUAGGGUCUGAUCAUACGUCUAUGGUCAUGCUUACGCAUAGGCCUCUGCUCCAGUACUUAAGGUCUGGUUGCACGCCCAUUCCUGUCAUCUAGCUCUUGCUCUCGUUGUAGCAAUAUCGAUCUUGUAUGUGCGAGCUGACCAGCCCUUGGGUGGUGCCCGUCACACCCUACCCACCGUACAACCAGCCGAUCUGUCAUUGGCCGAAACUUGACGAAAGGUGUCACGGGCGGGACAGGCUGAUAGUCCAAUGGCAGUUGUAUUCGUGCUAAGCUACAAUCUGGGCUCUAUUCCGUCAGGUACGGGCAGGCUUGAUUGUCAAGACGUAGCUCGAGGAGCUACGAACAGAUCUCGCGGCAGCGAGGUGCAGAAUCUUCAACCCACAGGGGCCCGUGCUUUCCACAUGCCGGGUUCCACCCAUGGGUCCUGGCAGGCACGGCGCAAUCGCCGUGACAAAAGGGCACUAGAAAGGCACGAGGGCCUCACGAAGACCGAGAGCUCUCUAUUAACCCAGGCCCAGACCAGCGCUAUAGGCCUUAAAGACUUCAUCUUCUGGGCCAGGGUCUCUCGAAUACCUACCUUCUAUUGCGAAUGCGGCCAGGGCAGGAAAACAGUGGAACACUUAGCUGUGUGGUGCCGCUAACCACCGAAGCUAAGGACCUGGCCGGCUAUAGAGAUACGCUCGCAGAGAGACCUGUACAGAGCUCUCGACAGAUGGGAAACCAAAGAGAGAAGGCUUGCAAGGAAGGUGAUGAGGUAGCUACUAUGCUCUGGGAGGCUCCUGGAAUAUAGGCUAGCUGCACGACUAGAACUAGGCUAGUUCGCUAGCCUAGUCAGCUAUUUACACCUUUCUUUUCGCUGUAGUAGGUAGAUUCAGGACUUCAGACUGGUA
Molecule: messenger RNA, 954 nt
Organism: Parathielavia appendiculata
Lineage: Eukaryota; Fungi; Ascomycota; Sordariomycetes; Sordariales; Chaetomiaceae
Exons: 1
Coding region: 313-705 (130 amino acids)
Source: RefSeq, a predicted model, not a curated record